This is a messenger RNA of Biomphalaria glabrata, 1373 nucleotides long. RefSeq lists its product as uncharacterized. The transcript has a single exon. The coding region runs from base 1 to 675 and encodes 224 amino acids. NCBI's taxonomy places the organism in Eukaryota, Metazoa, Mollusca, Gastropoda, Planorbidae. Gene Ontology annotation, molecular function: cytokine activity. Gene Ontology annotation, cellular component: extracellular region. The record is from RefSeq and is a predicted model, not a curated record.
AUGGAUUCUCUAAUAGUUAUCUGUACUAUAGUAUUAGCUAGUCUGCAAUGUAAUAGUGCGACGCCCAUUCUGAGUUUCGAUGUUCAAUGGAAUUGGAAAGGUGCAGAGACCUACGCCAACAGUGUGGUGACAUUGGCAUCUAAAACAAACGUACCAUCUGCCAAUGUCAUUAAAGAGAAACAGAACUUUUUAGCACGUGACAAGAGAGACGUUGUCAAUUGUCCUGUACCUUCUAACUGGCCGACACUGAUCUCUGAGUUAAACUCUGUUCUUAACGCAACAACAUCCUUGGCUCUACUUCCUCAGCCAUGGAUCUACACCGCAGCGCCAACUGAUCAGCCGACGACAUGUCCCUCUCAGACUGGCUCUUGGUGGCCAGGGAGUUCAAACAAUCUGAGGUCAACAUGUCCAUGGAUCUACAAACAAGUGGACUUAGGUGAGUCCUUCUAUCCGAGGUACGUCUUGGAUGCAGAUUGCUUGUGCAACUCCUGCGUCAACGCCAACGUCAUGGGCUGCCAGAAACUAAGGCAGGACGUCACUGUCUUCCGGAGGGGCGCGUGCAAGGAUGGACUAGCAGUAAUGGCGCAGGUGAAAUAUUCCAUAACAGUUGGGUGUUACUGCACCAGCAGUGUAGUCCAGACUUCACUUGGCAGCGGUCCAACAUCAACUCAGUGAAAAGUCAACUUUUUAAGAAAUCAGUAUUUCUAGGAUACUCCAGCUUAUUUAAGAAACUGUUUUAUUCAAUGCAAUGGCAAGGAAAAUAUAGGAUGACAUGGCAGAACAAGCUUGUGAGUUAUAAAUAAAAUCUUGGAAGUUUAAGGAUUAACAAGAGACAGCUAGGAGUGAAUCAUCUUUAUAUUAUGUAUUAACUUCUCAACAUUUGUUAUUUAUUGGUGCUAGUUUAAAAUUAUUUUCUUUAAUUUAAAUUUUCAACCACUGUUGUAUAUGUUGCUUGAUAUAUCAAUUUUUUAAACCAAUUAUAUAUAUAUUGUUCUGAUAUUUCCACUAAUAUUUUAAUUAUCAACGUGCAAUAGUUCAGAUUAAACCUGUUGUUCAGUUCAUGAGUUUGAAUGUUUCUAUUGUCUGUGGCAUUUUACGUCUCGAGAGACGAUCUUUUCCCUUUGCAACUUCUUGUGUGACUAAAGAGGCCAAUCCUUGAUACACAGCUGCGAUCGCAGGUUGGGCAUAUAUAAUCACCAGGCGCCGUUGCAUUUUCACCCUUCUUUCUGCUUCUGUUGUGUAUGACAUCUGCAAUCUGUGACCCUUCAUUUAUGCUCUCUCUCCAUGUGAAUCUAUCCAGUGCCACCUCUUCCCAGCUGCUGGUGUCGAUUUGGAAGAGCUUCAUGUCAUGUUUCUUUUAGUAAAAACAGACU